GCCACCCGUUGCCGCCUCCGCCGCCAGCGCGGCGUCGUGGUUACUAAGGAGUGGGUGGGAAGGCAGUAGUGGCAAGCGCUACCGUGGAGCAGGUCCGAGGUUCCCAAGAGGCUCUCUGGAGCGCAUCCCGACUGACCCGGACGUCGUCAACGCGAACCGUUCGGAGGCGGAAGAGACGCCGGAGGCAGGUAAAGAAACAGAUCAAGAACCAAAAAAAAAAGGAAAGCAAAGGGUCAUUUUCAGAGUCAAAGAUCAAGGAGAUGGCCUCUUCGGGAAUCUACAAGCUGGAUGAUGGGAAGCCUCACCUGAGUAACUGCUUUCCAGCCAAAAGCCUGCUUCGGAUACCAGAGGAAGGCCGAGGACACUGGUUAGUGACUCAGAAAGGUAGCAUUAAGAGGAAGCCUAAGAGUGUGGUUGAGGCACCUGCUAAAGGUCAGGAAAGCGAGAAGAAAGUUUCUUUUGAGACUGGGGGGAGGAAGGCAUCUCAGCAGGAAAGCCAAGUAGACAUUACUGGACACAUCCUGGACCAGGCUUUUCUGCUGAAGCAUCACUGUGUAAGGAAGCCGUCAGACCUUUGCAGUGUCAAUGUGAGUGGAAAAGGAUUCAAGCAUUUUAGUUCUGUGAUUUAUAAUGCCUCAGAAAACCUGCUGCCUCUAGAGGCAUUUCACACAUUUACGGCUUUAAAGGAACGGCUUGCAUUCAAUGGCAUCAAGACAGUCUAUGUGAAAUAUGGAGAUUUUAAGCCAUUGCAAUUCUUGGACCUUUCCUUCAAUAGCCUGACUACAGAGGCCGUUUGUGAUCUGGGGAUCUGCCACACCUACGUGUCCCCUGCCCUCACUGGCAAUGGGCUUACCUCCUUGCCACCCAGUUUGGCUGUUACAGAGCAGGAGGCAUCCGUAACAUCGUUGACAAGCAAGAAAUACAUCCUGAGGUUCCCAGCACUGGAGACACUGAUGCUGGAUGACAACAAACUCUCCAACCCCAACUGCUUUGCCAGCCUGGCCGGGCUCAGGAGACUGAAGAAGUUAAGCCUGGACCAAAACAAGAUUUUCCGGAUCCCGUACCUACAGCAGGUUCAGCUCCGUGAUGGGUCAGGGGACGGGGUUGGAGGCAGGGCAAGUCCCCAGAAAGAACCCCAAGCUGUGCUGCAGUCCAAGUCGUGGAUGUUUGAGGCCUCAGAUGCGCAACCAGAUUAUACCAUACUGCCCAUGAGAAAGGACGUUGACCGCACAGAGGUUGUGUUCUCAUCUUACCCUGGAUUUUCCACCUCAGAGACUACAAAGGUAUGUUCACUUCCUCCCAUAUUCGAGAUUCUUCCUGUGAAGUCACUGAAGGCCAGGAACCAGACGCUGGCCCCACCCUUCCCGGAGCUGAGGUACCUUAGCCUGGCCUACAACAAGAUUGCAAAGGAGGAUGCCAUCCUGCCAGUAGCUCUCUUCCCUUCUCUCCGCGAGCUCAUCUUUCAUAACAACCCUCUGGUGUCCCACACCCGAGGUGUCCCACCACUGCUAAAGAGCUUCCUCCAGGAGCGACUGGGGAUCCGCUUAAUUCGAAGGAAGCUAGUAAAGUCUAAGCAUCAUAUUUUGAUGCCUCGAAAGGAAUCAAGAAAGGUGAAAACCCGAGUCCCCAAGGCGAAGCAGCCUGUGAUGCCUCGUCACCUAAGCAUGACCACAGCUGAAUCUCCCUUAUGUGAUGUGCCAGAGCCAGAGGCAGGGCUGGCUGAUGAGCCUCCCCCUGCCAGAAGCACCGCUCAGGAACUUCAUCUGCCCAUUGAGGGCCCAGAAGGCCUUUCCCUGUCCCGCCGGCCCUUCGUGCCCAUGCCUCCCAUCUGCUCUGACUCCACUGUGCAUAGCGAAGAGACUGCAUCCUGCCCUAGUGACACAGUUGGCCGCCACAGCCCAGAUCACCUGUCAGAUGAGGACGCCAAGAGCACAGAGUCCAUCUUCCUGACCCAGGUGAGUGAGUUGCCUUCCUCCGUCAUCCACAGAGAUGACUUACAGGUAAAGGAGAAAGACCAAAGGAGACCACCAGCAGUGCCCAGAGAAGUACAGAGGACUCGGAGGAUGUUCCCAUCUGCCUCCACCCCCAGCAAGUACCACGGCUAUGAGGAGCUGCUGACAGCCAAACCUGACCCAGCCUUCACUGAGCCAAAAGGCAUCCAGAAGAACGCCCAGGCCCUGCAGCGCAUGCUCAAGUGCCCGCUUCUCUGCCGCUCUUCCAAGGCCAAGCUGGACGCGUUUCAGAAACCCUACAUCCCCAAGGAGAGGCGGGCUGUGAGGGUCCCGAUUCCACCCCCGCGGAAGACCCGUGCGCAGCUGCUGGACGACAUCCUCGUUCGCAUGCGGGACUCUCGGAACCUCACAGAGGCCCCGCUAGGCGCGGUGCUGCGCGGGCCCCCGGAGCAGCGCCUGGUGAACCAGAAGCAGUACUUGGAGGCCAAGCGGCUGCUGAAGGAGUUCCGGGCGCGCUACCGGCGGCUGGUGCGCGGCUCGCUGCGGAAGGUGUUCGGAGCCGGCCCGCCGCAACCCGCCCUCCCGGCGCUCGGCGAGGGCCAGCCCAAGUUCGGCCGCUUCCUCGAGUUCAUGGAUGAGUUCUGCCUGGAGCCCAUGGCCAGCGACUCACAAGGCUAGGGCAGUGCCCGGGUUCUCCGAGGCCUCAGCGCCCUUGACCACGCCUGGACGGCCGGGCCAGGCAAGGGCCUGGGCGCUUGGCUCCAUCUCGCUCGCUAAGCGCAGUGAGGAACUCAGGACCUCCCCGGGCCAGGCUGGGCCAGGCCGAACCUGGUGCCUGGUGCAGCAACAAUAAAGAAUGGUGCGUAAAGCAGUCGAGUGGGUGCCUGGCUCCUUGGAAGCCCCCCGGCCACAGCAGAGUUGUCACAGUUGGGAAGAAUCCCUGGAGGUGUCCUAUGGGGCCCCUCAUGCAUACAUUUGAGUCCCAUGCGUACAACAGCUGUGAUAAGUGAUAGAAAAUGGGGGUGAUGAAACAGAAAAGCCGGCAAAACCAAAGGCUUGAGGUCUUGCGUUUUUUUUGUGGGGCAGCUUUUUCACUUGGGAGGGAGAAGAUGGAACGUGCCGUUAAUCACAGGGCUAUGGUCACAGAUCCAGAAAGGAGAGGGGCUUACAUGGAGAUUUCAAGUAAUCUCCUUGCUGAAAGACACAAUGCAAAUGCACAUUGACUGUGUCUCCAGAACACCCCAGGGCUGAGCAGUCACCUGGGCUCCCAGUAAGUCAGGACAGGCUGAGGCUGCCCCAUUUUUGGUACGUGUGCGGGUCUACAGCACCUGCUACAGAGGAGGAUCUGGGGAAGACCACUGGGCUGGAUUCCAGGAUGCACAUUUGGGGAUGAAUACUGGAUGGGACCUCGUCACCUGGGUGGGUAACCUUUGCUUUCGAGGAUCCUGUCCUGGGGAAUGCCCGUAAUUCAGGCCUGGGUAACAGACCUGCAGUCCCUAGGAUCCAGGAAGCAGUGACACAAGAUUAUGGGUCCUCAGCAAGGCAGCUGAGCCUCCCACAGCCUAAACUGCAACUGUGCUGUUGUACUCAGCUCCACAGCCUCACACAGUGGCUGGUUAAAUGCCUGCCAUCAAGAUGCGGUGCUACCCAGACAUACAUAUACAUCUACCUUCAGGUAAUAAAAAUUCAAGUCACACCAAGGACAAAGGUACCUCUUACCCACUCACGCAGGCACUUGAACAGAUGCACAUAUGCAUGUGUACCACAGAGCCAGAGCCACAGCCACAGCCACGUGGCUGCUGCUGACCUACUAGCGUGGAUUUCCUGGGGUCCAAACCAGGCUUCCUCUACUGUUAGGAGAACCCAUUCCAAUAGUCACACUGCCAACCUCACCAGGUUCCAGUUCUGGAGCUCUUCCUGGACUGCUCCCUUCCACCAGAACCGUGACCACACCAUAGACUCUCAGGCCUGAAAACGCCAGACCCUGGACACUUCCAUGUGCCGAUUUCAAGACAGCUUCUGGACUCUUCCCCAAGUAGCUGAGCUAGGCUGUCCUGCCUAAGUCCCUUGGUGGUCUGCUUUUUGGCCAAGAGUAUAUCUGCUUCACUGUGAGAACAUUCUUAAAAAGCUGCACUUAACCUGGGCCAAACACCACUUUCUCAGUUAGACACCAGCUGAAUACAUUGCUUGACUCUCCUAGACUUGCUGAGUUGGUGAUAAUUUUUAAUUCCUUAUCUGAUUAGCUGUUUGUGAGAGUACUGACUCCUUUUCCCUCACACAACCAAAUGAUGGCAAUACAGAACCCCAAAAAUGAAGCCAUGGUACCCAGUGACUCUACUCCUGUAGGAAGGCCUAGCAAGAUCACAUGGCAGCUCAUGUCUCCUGUCCUUUCAGCUUCAACCUAGAUGUGUCCUUGAAGCCUUCCAUACUGAGCUGUUUUUCAAGUCACCCGAGAUGCCAGUGAGCACUCUGAGAGUCAAAUAUGGCUGAGAGAGAGAGGACGACUGAUGCAGAAGUAGAUUGUGCCUA
This is a messenger RNA of Castor canadensis (American beaver), 4481 nucleotides long. The record is from RefSeq and is a predicted model, not a curated record. Lineage: Eukaryota; Metazoa; Chordata; Mammalia; Rodentia; Castoridae.